AUGGGGCCGGCCUACCAACUCUUCCUGUGUCUCUUGCUGUGCGGAGUCGCCAAGCUAUGUUGUCCCCAGCCUCUGGAGCUCCUGCCAGGCAGAACUCCGACCCCAGUAAGGCCCACAUCAUCUGUGGAGGUGGACUGUCUGGAAGCUGAGUUCCUGGUGACUGUCAGUAGAGACCUUUUUGGCACCGGGAAGCUCAUACAGCCGGGGGACCUCACCCUUGGCUCAGAAAGCUGUCAGCCCCUGGUUUCCGUGGAUACCGAUGUGGUCAGGUUCAAGGCCCAGUUGCAUGAAUGCAGCAACAGGGUGCAGGUGACAGAAGAUGCUCUGGUGUACAGUACCUUGCUGCUGCAUGAACCCCGCCCUGUGCGUGGCCUGUCCAUCCUGAGGACUAACCGUGCGGAGGUGCCCAUUGAGUGCCGCUACCCCAGGCAGGGCAACGUGAGCAGCCACGCUAUCCGGCCCACCUGGAUUCCCUUCAGCACCACUGUAUCCUCAGAGGAGACCAUGGCUUUUUCUCUCCGCCUGAUGGAAGAGAACUGGAACACUGAGAAAUUGUCACCCACCUUCCACCUGGGAGAGGUAGCUUACCUCCAGGCAGAGGUCCAGACCGGAAGCCACCUGCCACUGCAGCUGUUUGUGGACCACUGUGUGGCCACACCUUCGCCAGACCAGACUGCCUCUCCCUAUCACGUCAUUGUGGACUUCCAUGGAUGCCUUGUGGAUGGUCUAUCUGAGAGUUUUUCUGCAUUUCAAGCCCCUAGACCCCGGCCAGAGACUCUCCAGUUCACAGUGGAUGUAUUCCAUUUUGCCAAUUACUCCAGAAAUAUGGUCUAUAUCACUUGUCAUCUCAAAGUCACUCCAGCCAACCAGAUCCCAGACGAGCUCAACAAAGCCUGUUCCUUCAACAGGACUUCCAAGAGUUGGCUGCCAGUAGAGGGCGAUGCUGACAUCUGUGAUUGCUGCAAUAAGGGCAACUGUGGUAGCUCAAGCUAUGCAAAGCACCAGGCCCAUGAAGUGAGCCAGUGGCCCAAGCCAGCUUCUAGAAACCGCAGGCACGUGAGAGAUGAAGCUGAUGUCACUGUAGGGCCUCUGAUCUUCCUGGGAAAGGCAAGCGACCGGGCUGUGGAAGGCUGGGCCUCUUCUGAUCAUACCUCUUUGGUUCUUGGCUUAGGCCUAGCCGCAGUUGCAUUCUUGAUCCUGGCUGCUAUUGUCCUUGGUGUCACCAAGCAGAGUCACACUACUUCCCAUGUUGUAUCCCUUUCACAAUAA
Phodopus roborovskii (desert hamster) is the source of this 1269-nucleotide messenger RNA. RefSeq names its product zona pellucida glycoprotein 3 (gene Zp3). Gene Ontology annotation, cellular component: extracellular matrix. NCBI's taxonomy places the organism in Eukaryota, Metazoa, Chordata, Mammalia, Rodentia, Cricetidae. Gene Ontology annotation, biological process: positive regulation of acrosome reaction; binding of sperm to zona pellucida; egg coat formation. The transcript is spliced from 8 exons. Gene Ontology annotation, molecular function: acrosin binding. Bases 1 to 1269 code for a protein of 422 amino acids. The record is from RefSeq and is a predicted model, not a curated record.